Messenger RNA from Drosophila navojoa, 2703 nucleotides. RefSeq names its product RNA-binding E3 ubiquitin-protein ligase MEX3C. Lineage: Eukaryota; Metazoa; Arthropoda; Insecta; Diptera; Drosophilidae. The record is from RefSeq and is a predicted model, not a curated record. Gene Ontology annotation, molecular function: RNA binding.
GUGAAGCACCGACACAGCAGAGUGUGCGUGUAUGUAUACCAAAUGCAAUUCAGUAUUUCUGUCUAUUGCAGAAAAGGGAAUUCAACUGCUGUGGAAACAAUGCCUAAUCAUUGACAAAUUCCAUUUAUCACUGGCUACUAAUACACAAGUUAAUGCACAUCUAAAGUAUUGACGAACAUAAAAUGCAGAGGCUAUUCUUACAUCAUGAAUGCACGAAUGCUGGCGCUUAUUUACAGCGGCGUAUAAAAUUACCGGUUCGUAAAGAUAAGAUAAUAAUACUUCAAAAAGAAACAUUUAAAUAUCAAAUAUAAUGAGAUAUCUUAAUGACGUAUCGUAUCAGAGACUAAUUGAUACAUCGAAGUGAGUUCAUCAACGAUGGCUUUAGCCUAACCGAGCCGACAUCUAACAUAAAUAAUAAUAAAAAUUAAUCUCCAAUAUCAUCGAGUGAGCGUGAAGUUGUGAUUUGGGACUAUUGUAGUUCAUUUCCCUCAUCGUUAACGGUGCCGCAGGCGUUCUUAAUUCAUACAUUAUUCGCACACAAAGAUAGUACCAAUACAUCUUCAGUUACCAACUAUUGUUCUCUAAUAAUGUCUGCUAAGGCAUCUGCGGCCAUACAAAUUUCACCUCAAAUACUUAAUGAUAUUAACAUGACAGACUCAGUUCACAAACACAGCCUGACUCACGCACACAAUCAAAUGAUUGAACAGCAAAAGGUGCACACGAUUCCGUUGCCUGAAGACCCGCGAACAUUGCAGCUGGCAUUGGAGCUCUCCCUGGUGGGCCUCAAUGAGAGUAAUCAGAAUAAUAGUUAUGCUCAGCCAAUACUCGCACAGAGUGAUUAUGAUAUCGGCGAUAUUAAUGUGGUGUCUGACGCAUUCAACAGGGCCGAUAUAGGGCCCAUGAACAAUCUACCGCUACCACCGACGACUGCAUCUGGCCUUUUAAUGCCCUCCGUUGGCCUGGAGGAAAGAUCAAAGAAAUCACAAAAUAUGACCGAAUGUGUUCCAGUUCCCAGCUCUGAACAUGUUGCUGAAAUCGUGGGACGCCAAGGGUGCAAGAUAAAAGCUUUAAGAGCAAAAACAAAUACCUAUAUUAAGACUCCAGUGCGUGGAGAGGAGCCAGUAUUCGUUGUAACAGGACGCAAAGAAGAUGUAAACAAGGCCAAACGCGAAAUACUAUCAGCUGCUGAUCACUUUAGCCUAAUUCGAGCCUCACGGAAACCAUCAAUAGAAGGAUCGAACAGCGGGAUAAGUGGAAGUGGCAAAUCGGGUUCAUUGGCCAUGGGCAUUGUUGCUAGGGCGCAGUCUGGGCCGCCCUGUUUGCCCGGCCAAAUUACAAUCCAGGUGCGUGUACCUUACAGAGUCGUGGGCCUAGUUGUUGGGCCGAAAGGUGCCACCAUUAAGCACAUACAACAAGAAACACAAACAUACAUUGUCACCCCGUCUCGUGAAAAGGAGCCCAUAUUCGAGGUAACUGGACUACCCGAAAAUGUGGAGACCGCACGUAAACAAAUCGAGGCUCAUAUAGCCCUACGUACGGGCAAUAGCGCUCAUGGCAGUGAGAAUGGUACGGAAACUUUAGAGUCACACGAAUAUGCUACUCUGCACACGAUUAAUACGCUCAGCCAGAUACUAAGUGACGAUCUUAACUCAGAUAUCUUGUCAUCAAUCUAUACGAGCGAUAUUGCACCCAACCUUAAUUACGUCGACAACUCGCGUAGUGUCAUUGAUAACAUUUCAAGUUCCAGCACUGCCAACUCUAUCAUGCCAGUGCAUAAUUUAACGAAAUGCUUUCAAAAUUCUGAUCUAGUAGAUCUCACAUCUAAUGUAACUCCAAUAACAACAACGGACAGAAACUUCGCGAUGGCGCUAUCGGGCACUGUAAAUGACCUAAACGUGCAGGCAUCAAAAACAAAUUCAUUAUUCCGUAAUACAAAUACCAAUGUCAAUGCCAAUACCAAUGUCAUUGUCAAUACCAAUGCCAAUACUACCGCCAACACCAAUACCAGUGUGAAUGCCAAUACCAACACCAAUAGUAAUAUUAAUACCAAAUCGUUGUCAUUCUGUACAUCCACGUCCGCCUCUGCUAAUAAUUCAUCUGGCUCUUGCCAAUCAAUCUCAGCUAACAUUUUAACGCGUUCAUGCUCAUCUGCCUCCUCGACUGCAUCAACUAAAAGCACGAACAAUAGCGCGAAUAGUACUAACAGCGUUAAUACUCCCCCAGAGCUGUUGAAUAUAUGGCAAAAAUUGAAUGAUGCAAUUGACGUUGAUGAGGGCAUUGGAGACUCUCCCAGCAUUUGGAAUCUACCAUCAACAACAACGACUACAGCAGCAUCCCAUUGCUCGCCUACUGCCUCAAUAAGUCCAACGGACUCGCUGCUAGGGGAGCACAGCCUAAAAAUUAGUCAGAAAACUACAGACAACGGCACCUAUAAGGAACCAGGCACCAAAAAUAGUUCUUCAUUAUUGCAACAUCGUAAUCAGCGGAACAUAUUGAAGAAUAGUUCAGAAAAAUUGCAUCGUGAAUGCUUUGUAUGCAAUGAGAGAGAAGUGACGACCGCCCUAGUUCCCUGUGGUCACAAUAUGUUUUGUAUGGACUGUGCCAAUCAAAUUUGUGUCUCAAUAGAACCCAUUUGCCCCGUAUGUCAUUCAAUUGUUUACCAUGCCAUGCGUAUUUUAGCAUAAAUGACUACGCUCAAUAUAU